Messenger RNA from Monomorium pharaonis (pharaoh ant), 1646 nucleotides. RefSeq lists its product as uncharacterized. The transcript is spliced from 3 exons. Gene Ontology annotation, molecular function: N-acetyltransferase activity. The record is from RefSeq and is a predicted model, not a curated record. Lineage: Eukaryota; Metazoa; Arthropoda; Insecta; Hymenoptera; Formicidae. The coding region runs from base 81 to 869 and encodes 262 amino acids.
AUUAUAGUACGCGAGCAAGUUUAUCAGUACAUUCUCCAGUACACGACAAACAGCCACGGUGUUAAGAUCUUUCUGUCAAUAUGAGUAACCCGCGCAAAAGGACGUCUCAUCGGUGUUGGGGCUCAACGGGAAACGAUCGAAUAGAAUUCGAGUCCUUGUCGGACGAGACCCUGGAGGGUGCUCUCAAUGUGAUACGAAAGAGCUUCUUUCUCUAUGAGAACAUAUGCAUAGGCGUGGAAUUGACUUCUGAAUCGGGAGCGUCUGAAGAACUUGAGGAGCUCUGUUUGAACGCGGCUAAAGACGGUGUGAGCGUGGUGGCUGUCGACGUUAACACAAAUGAGGUAGUCGGUGUCGCGUUCAACAAAAUCCAAGUGGCUAGCAAUAGCUCCAAGAAAAGUUUCUUCGAACACUUCAGCGAAAAUUGCCGAUGCAAAUCAUCGAAGGCUUUAGUGGACUUAAUGAUAGACAUGGAUUCACGGAUAAAUCUCUUCCAGCACUACAAUGUCAACUGUAUUCUCGAGAUCAUGUUCUUGGCAACAUUACCUUCUUAUGGGAAGCAAGGAGUAGGUGAAAUGCUGGUCGCCUCGUCGUUGGAACUCGGUAAUGUGUUAAAACGUGGCGGAAAUGUGAGGAUACCUAUCACGAUACACGGCAGCAAUGAAGUGACGAAUGCAAACGGAGUGCCGGCUUUGGCUUCUGCUAUUAUGACAUCCAAUUACUCGUAUCGAAUUGCGAUGAAACUAUCCUUCAGUCAGCUUUUGGAAGUUCCAUUUGAUGAGUACGAAUUCAACGGGAAGAAGCUCAGCGAGAGAAUAGGCCAGGAGCAUCGACGAUGUGUCUUGGUAGCUAAGAGACUCUCUUCGAUUUAGACAACAAUCGCAUGAGUAAUUUUGUAAACAGAGAAUUUUUUUACAUUGUAAUUGGUUUGCUCUAUCGGAUUUAGAAAUAAUAAUAAAAAUUUGUUAUCUUUAUUUUAUAUAUAUUAUAGAAAUUUAAUGGUUAUUUAUUAUAUAGAAAUAUGUAAUAAAUAUAUUAGUAGAUAUUAUAGGACUAAUAUGUAUUAUUAUAUUCCUAAAUAUUAAAAGUUUGUAAUUUUAUCUGAUGGUUAUUUCUUUAUAAAGAAGUUUUCCUGAAUUUUCUUAUCAACUUUGCAUAAUACUUUUUUAAAGUAAAAGUCUUAAUAUAAAGAAUAUAUGCAAUAUAUAUCAAUUGGAUUAAUUUAAUAGUAUUUUUAUAGGGGGUUCAAAAUUUUAAGACAACCAAUAUUACACUGUUUUCUAAAAGUCUCUUUUAGGCAAUAAUUUCAAUUUUAUGAAGAACUCGAAGGAGUUAGAAAACUUCAUGUACAUAUUAUGUAAAGAAUGAUUGUGUAAGGAAUAAAGAAAGUAAUUUUAAGGUACCUGAACCCAAUAUGCCCGCUCUAAGCUCUGGGGAUUAUUCUAAAUACGAAAUUAAAAAGUGAGAGUCAGAUUUAAAAUAGGAAACAUUUCUGAAAGUAAAAAAAAUAUUUUUAAUAUUUGUAUAAGUAUAGUAAAGAUUUAAAGAAAAGAUAGCACUUGGGCCAUGUUGAUUACAUAUAUACCCAAUGUAGUUCAGCUAUGUAUUUUUUUUUUCUAAAUAUUUUUAAAAAUGUAUUAAAAAAAAAA